GCUUUCAUUUGGUUAUUCGUUCAGUUUCCUAAACAACGCAUCAGCUUCAUGAACUAGGCCUCGCCUACAAAAUUCCAUAUCACUAUUUUGUAUGUUACAACAUUAGGCUUCACUCCAAAUUACCAGCCUAACACAUCCCUUGAACAAUGAUAGUAUAAUCAACAAUGCUAACAUCCAUUUCUCUCUUUCACAUGUACUCAAAUAUCAUCAAUGUUUUCUCUACCUUACAUUUACAACACAUACUAUCUAGCAGAAUGUUGUACGUCCUAGUAUCGAGAGACCCACCAUGAGAACCCAUCAUGACCGAGAACUAUUUCUGCAACAUUAGACUCGAAGAAUAAAAUCAGAAGUAUGUGCUACUUUUUAUAGAAAGUUAUCUUCUUUUGUUUUCAUGAAUUUAGCAAUUCCAUCCAUGAUAUAAAGAUGAGAUUCUAAAAAUAACAUAAAUAAUAAUAAUUAGUAAAACAAUGAAUGAAAUUCUAAAAACUUGAAAUAUCCAUAUAAUAUUUUCUCUUUUAUUUUUGGGAACUUUAUCCUCAUGGCAUGGAUAAGGGUGUUUCUUAUAAUCCUGAGUUGGGUCGAAAGCUGAUGAUGAGCUGUUUUGGUCUGGACUUUACCCAAAAAUCAAUUAGGUACUGGAUCAAUGUUAUUUUUAAUGUUUUUCUUACGUUUUACACUAAAUUAGAUAUCGUCAUGCUAUUUCAUCCAUCCAAAUCUUUUAGUAAAUCACCGCUUUCAAUUUCAAUAGGGGUAUAAAACAGUAAGAAGGAAAGGAAUUUUUUCAACCUGAAAAGUGUAGACUUCUUUUUAUCCUAAAUCAAAUAUCCACAUCCUACAUGAGCCUUUAAUUUUAGUAUUAACGUCUUGUCGCAUACUCGUUUUGCAGUCCGAAAGAGAAUUUAUAUUUUAUUGAUACUACCAUAAGCUCACAUAUAUAUCUCGUUUGUGGACAGAUAAACACAGUCAUUUCCUUAUAAUUUGCUCUCUCUCUCAUUUUCUUGGAUCAGUAUUUCUUUGUUCUUUCUCUGUCUUCCUGAGAACCUCACCCCAGAUAUGGCAGAACUAAGUUUCUAUGUUGGAGUUAUAGGAAAUGUGAUAUCGGUGCUUCUCUUCCUCUCUCCUGUGGAGACGUUUUGGAAGAUAGUGAAACGGAGAUCAACAGAGAAGUACGAGUGUUUGCCAUACAUUUGCACGUUGAUGGGUUCGUCGCUAUGGACAUAUUACGGAAUAGUGACACCUGGUGAAUACUUGGUCUCCACGGUCAAUGGCUUUGGUGUUCUUGCUGAAUCCAUCUACGUUCUCAUUUUCCUCUUCUUUGUCCCGAAACCUAAAUUUUUGAAAACAGUUGCACUGGUUCUUGCGCUGAACGUGAUUUUCCCAGUUAUAACAAUUGUGGGAACAAGAACUGCAUUCGGAUAUGCAAAAACACGUUCUAAUUCAAUGGGUUUCAUUUGUGCUGCUCUCAACAUUAUCAUGUAUGGUUCUCCCCUUUCCGCCAUUAAAACUGUUGUGACGACGAGAAGUGUGAAGUACAUGCCAUUUUUGCUGUCGUUUUUCCUCUUCUUGAACGGCGCGAUUUGGGCUGUCUACGCUUUACUCCUGCAUGAUGUUUUCCUACUAGUGCCAAAUGGAAUGGGAUUUGUGCUUGGGACAAUUCAACUCCUAAUCUAUGCGUUUUACAGAAAUGCCAAACCUAACAUAGUAGAUGAAGAGGAAGCCCUCGCACCAAGCCAACCUCUCCUCUCAUAGCAAUAGCCAAUCUAUCAUUUGUUUAGUGAUGAAUUUUAAAUAAUUGUAUUUGCUUUUUCUUUUGGCGAUUGUUCAUUUUGAUAGCAUUAAUAAAAAGCCUUAGUUGAAAGAUUGUGAUUAUGAAUAAGAUUUCAAAAAAUUAUUGAUAAAGUUAGAUAAAUUAUUAUCAUUUGUUAUCAAAAUCAUUCAAGAUGUAACUAAUCAAUCAUUUAUAAUUCAUGUGUCACAUUGACAUAUUUCAUGUUAUUUAGUCAUGAAUUAUAAAAACUUUUAUAAACUUCAUUGUUUCUGGUUAUAAGAUUUAUUAAUGUGCCUUAUUUAACUAGUGAUUUUUGAAAACAAUUUCAAGUCCACUGAUAUUGAAAUUGCUUUAAGAAAUAGUUUUUACUUUUUAAUGACUUCAAAGUGUUUUAGAGUAAAUUCCAUUGUUAUAUGUGAAAUUAGAUUAAUUAAUAAUAAUUCAUAAUAAGUAGAUGCAAGAACUAACUACAGGGAUUCCAGAAACGUACAUCAUAUCGUGGCAUAACUCUCCUUGACCUUGAGGAAGGCUAAACUUCUUGAUGUUGCCAGUCGAUGCAGUAACAAAAGCAUUCCUGAAAAAGGCAGAGAGAUAAAAGUAAAACAAUGAUGGUAAAAAUAAUUAGUGUGCCAUCUCUGAGGUCCCAAGGUAAAAAUAAUUAGUGUACGAUCUCUGAGGUCCCAAAAUUUAAUGGUUGAAUCAUGAGAUCGGUGACAACUUUAUCAACAAGACAACAAACUGAAGAGUUGAAAUAAUACUUAUGCUUGUAAGCUCAAGAGUUGGAACAAAACCUAAAGAGGUAAAUCCCAACAAAGUAAGACACAAAAAGCUUAAACAAAAGCAAACCAAACAUAAAGCCCAAGAAACGAACAACAAAUUAAACGGUCUAGAACACUAGGUCCAGUAAACCUUACAGUUUGCGGCCAUAAACCUACAAAGAAAAAACUCGUUGGGGAAGAAAGAGACACGCACCCCACGUGUCCAAACGCCCAUCGUU
Messenger RNA from Brassica rapa (field mustard), 2765 nucleotides. Its product is annotated as bidirectional sugar transporter SWEET16. Gene Ontology annotation, biological process: carbohydrate transport. The record is from RefSeq and is a predicted model, not a curated record. Gene Ontology annotation, cellular component: membrane. Gene Ontology annotation, molecular function: sugar transmembrane transporter activity. NCBI's taxonomy places the organism in Eukaryota, Viridiplantae, Streptophyta, Magnoliopsida, Brassicales, Brassicaceae.